UGCCUGCCUGCCUAUAAGUUGUCCUCUACUGCCAGUCUCCCUAAUUUCUCCGACCUGCUCUUCUACGCCUUUCUACUGGCCCUGUUUUGCCAAUUACCAUCUCAUCCUCCGACAUGCCUCACUAUCAAUUCAUCUCGCUGGCCACCAAGCCCUCCGCUCGGCUCAGCUACAGCUUCCACCCCGCCGCGGACACCGUCAAAAAGCCCGCUCUAGUCGUCUUCGUCAAUGGCCUCGGACUCCCGCAGACCUCCUGGGAGGGCGUCAUCGCGCGCCUGCAGGCCCAGCCCCCGGCCGUCGGCCUGCCAGCGAUGCUGACCUACGACCGUUACGGCCAGGGCCAAACCACCGACCGCGACCCUAACGACAGCACUGCCGAGGACCCCACCCACGGGCACGACACAUCUACCGUGGUUCAUGACUUGCACCAGCUCCUCACGCAAAUAGCCACGGAGAAGAUGGGUGUUUCCGACCUGACCCAACUACCGCUCAUCCUGGUAUCGAACUCGAUCGGCGGCGCGCUCGUCCGCCUCUAUGCACAGCAGUACCCCGGCACCGUCGCCGGGCUCUUAUUCCUGGACAGCGUGCUCGCCAACUCCGACUUUGUGUCCAUCUACCCGGACCCAGACGCGGCCGGAUUCAAUCCGCGCAGCUUGCCAGACGGGGUGGACGCGGAUGCGCUCCGUGCCGCAAGAGCCUACAUGCAAAAAGUAUUUCAUCCCAGCAACGGCAGCCGCGAGGGCCUGAGCCGACGCAAUCUAGCGCAGCUGUUGCCGGACAGCGACGGGCCCAGAUUGCAGGGCCCGGACGGCCGCGGGCCCUGGGUGACGGUGGUGGGCCAUGAGUUCGAGGCGUUUCAGGUCGAAUUCGAGAAGAUGGGCGGUGCGCCGCCUCGGCUCACGGAGGUGUACAUGAAUCCCUACUGGCAUCGGUUUAAUGAGGGGUUGGCGAGGCUGACCGACGCGGAGCGGAGCAAGGGCCCGCUUCAGGCGCCGGGCGCCGGUCACUUUGUGCAGAAGGAUAAUCCGGAUUUUGUUGCGGACGAGCUGCGGAAGAUGCUUGGCCAGACCCUUUGCGAUGUGGAAGGUGCAGCUGCACAGUUUGGUGAGGUCUUUUGAUCUGUAUCUUUGUACACAUACAAAUUUGAUUGCCCCAACGCGGGAUCCGGUUACCCCCUUUCUCUUCCUCGCCCACCUUGUGCGGCUGAGCCUGAACUUCACUAGUUGAGGGGCCCGUAAGCCGGUUUCGAUUUGUCGAUUGAUGCGAGCUAGUUGCGUAUGCUACAGUCUUAGUAGGAGGACUAGAGUACUAGCCCUACUCGGCUGAAACCAAUCGUGGGCCUCAGGCAUGCCCGCACGGCAGCACCCGACUUAGGGCUCGGG
Molecule: messenger RNA, 1379 nt
Organism: Aspergillus uvarum CBS 121591
Lineage: Eukaryota; Fungi; Ascomycota; Eurotiomycetes; Eurotiales; Aspergillaceae
Product: alpha/beta hydrolase
Exons: 1
Coding region: 114-1115 (333 amino acids)
Source: RefSeq, a predicted model, not a curated record